This is a messenger RNA of Morone saxatilis (striped sea-bass), 5402 nucleotides long. It is a transcript of the gene rogdi, whose product is annotated as rogdi atypical leucine zipper. NCBI's taxonomy places the organism in Eukaryota, Metazoa, Chordata, Actinopteri, Moronidae. Gene Ontology annotation, cellular component: RAVE complex. The record is from RefSeq and is a predicted model, not a curated record.
ACAGACCCUCAGCUAAGCUAGUGGGCAGUUAGACACCUUCAUCCUAAGGAGAGGACAGUGUGUUAAUCGAGGGUGUGUUUCUGUCUGCUGCACAAAAUGCUCAACUCACAGAGAUCCCUGUCCGAGCUGCCCAAGAUGUCCGCUGCCAGUCAAGUGGAGCGAGCUGUGCUGGAGGAGGAGUUCAACUGGCUGCUUAAAGAAGAAGUGCAUGCUGUUCUAAAGCAGCUCCAGGACGUCCUCAAGCAUGGAUCAAGUGAAGGGCGUGCUGACUCUGCAGGGAGAGGCUCUGACUCAGGCUGACAUAAACCUGAAGAUUGCGAAGAGCAGUCAAGCGCUACACUUUCAGUUCAGAGAGGACAAGCAGUGGAAACUGCAGCAGAUCCAGGAUGCUAGGAACCAUGUGAACCAGGCUCUCCAGCUGCUGAGCAGCCACGAUGAGAGCUACCAUUUCAAGACAGGUGCUGAGGUUAAUAAGCUCAUGGAUGCAGUGAUGCUCCAGCUGACGCGAGCACGGAACCGCCUCACCACCCCAGCCUCCAUGACGCUGCCCGAGCUGGCCACUAGUGGUCUGAUGAAAAUGUUCACUCCCCCCAUGCCCGGGGACGUGAUGGUGAACUUUUACAUCAAUUUAAGCAAACUGUGUCUGACUGUCUACCAGCUUCAUGUGCUGCCACCCAACACAACAAAGAAUUUCAAGCCAGCUGGAAGCUCAGUGUUGCACAACCCCGGAGCAAUGUUCGAGCUCAACAGCAACCGAUUUGAGGUCAGCCACGUACACAAGGUGGAGUGUGUGGUGCCUUGGCUUAACGAUACGCUGGUAUUCUUCACUAUUUCCCUGCAGCUCUGUCAGCAGCUCAAGGACAAGAUAUCUGUCUUCUCCAGUUUCUGGAACUACAGACCUUUCUAAUCCACCUCCCGUCCAUCCUCCGGAGACUGGUCAGACCCAAACUAACCACCAAGUGUAAGGGACAUCCUGGGAAGGUUUUUAUUUUUUUACAUAUAUUUAUCAUCCUGUCAUUUAGUUCUAAGUGUUGCAUGAUUAGCAGAGGGAGCCAAUCCAACCCCGACAGAUACCAAUGUUUGCCAUUUCCCAGUUGUUUCUCUGAUGUAUGUGUUGCAUCUCCCAGCACUGACUUGAACUUCUCAAUGAAUGAAUGUGAUUGUUGCUGUUGAUUUUAUUAUUAGAAUGAUUUUUUGUUACACUUAAGCAGCCCAGUACUUUCUGAGUAUUUAUCUGGUUCUCAUCCCAAAGUCUUCUGAGCUGUUGUGUGGAACACUAAUGUGUGUACUCAGGGUCGGACGACUAGGCAGCACUAAGAGCUCACAGUGGGAGGUUCUUUCCUGAAAUACUUUGAGUUCCUUCACAGCAGUUUCAAAGUUUCUUCCCUCACAAUAUAGUCCUACUUUCUUUCUCCCAGCUGUCAUAUUCAUUUUCCUGUGUCUCUGAAGGAGUUUUAUCUGAGAAAGGAACUCAGGUGACAUCUAAGGUUGUCACAAUACUAGAAUUUUAAACUUUAUUAAAUACUAGUAUAAAAAAGAGAUACUUAAUACCUCUUUCAAUACCAUAGCAAAAAAAGCCGUUAGCACACAAAAAAGGAUCAUUUUUCCUUCCUUUUUUUAAAUUAAGAACUUGCACACAGUGCUGCUACAGAUAAAGUUACUAAACAAUGUACACAUUUGUAAUAAUGUUAAUAGUUAAGACUAUUAUUAUUAUUCUUAAAUAUUUUCCCUACCUUGUAGGCCUACACAUUCUUUAUGUUGUUCUUUAAGUAUUAUUUAUUUUUUUCUCUAAUGUUGCUUCACUUGUAAACAAGUGCUCUCCAUGGCUUUUCCUUGUACAAAUAAAGGAGAAAUAAAAUCCUUUCCAAUGGGAAACUCAAACCGUAACCGUCAAGUAAUGCAGAUUGUAUCAAAAAAAGUAUCCAAGUAUCAAUACUUUUGACUACCUUGUCAUGGGGUGGUUUUAGGGCUGCACGAUUAUAGCUAAAGUGAUCAUCUUGAUUAUUUUGAUCAAUACGAUUAUUUCAUCUAGAGAGUACUAAAAAUCUGAAUAUGACCUUUGUCUUGUUUUGUAGACGCAUUUUAGACGCAACAAUAGCAGUCAGUGUCAAGCUAGCUGACAAACUCUGCACUUCCUGUGACUAGCUUACUUCAAAAUAAAAGUCAACUUGUGUUUCUCAAGUUAAAUGUUGUUAAUGUGAAGCUGCAGCAGUAGGAAAUGUUUAUUUUUUUUAGUAUAAGCUUAAUACAGCAUUUCUUGCGGGAAUAAAAGUAUCCAUGCUGCAGCAGCAGGGUGUGUGUGCAGCGACAGGACGGCUCCCCAAAAGGAAAACCUGAACGUCUGGCUCACCUGUGGUGGCUGCUGUUAGUUUAGGAAGUGCUUAAUUUGAUAUGCAGUAAAGUUUUCUUUGAGCAGAGCAUUUUAAACCUCAAUAUCAUAGACGAUCACCUUAAUUUAAUUGUAAGAAGCCACAAUUGUGAUUGCUAUUGAUAUUUAAUGUUGGUUUAUUCUGGUCUGGAUCAGUGGAUGACUUCUCUUUGUUCGGUUGUUAGAAACUCGAAGUGUGGUUGAUAGAAGUGGGAUUUACUAGGAAGGAGGGUCUGACAAAGACAUUUGAGUUGCAUUAUGGGAUGUGUAAGAUCCAAUGUUUUUGGAGCUCAACCCUUGCUGCACAGAUUUUGUAUUUACUUAUUUAUUUAUCUGUCUGUUGUAGGUCAUCUGUAUGGAAGUACAAUACGAAAACACUUUAAACUUUGAAUCAUUAACAAUCCACCUGCACUAAUAAAGCCAUCCACAGUACUGUGUCUGUUUAUGGUCUCCUAGACGACACUAAGCUCUUGUUUUAGAAACUACAAGGGCACUCAGAGACCGCAGACUCACAUCUUUUGUUGUCUGUUUAGUUACAGCACACCAUUCACUUCAAAGUCCACACAAAACAGAAAUUAGAUUGCUGUUUGCUUCUGCAUAUUUAUGUAUUUCAUGUAAAAACUGGCAACUAUGGAGGGACUCGUCACUGUAGCCAAUAGCGCUGAAUGUGUGUUACGUCCACCUGCCAAGCAGCUAUAAUCUUCCUUUUUCGCUGACUGGGAGCUCCCAGUGAACAGCACAGCCAGACCGGGACUGAAUGCAGCAUCUGAUGCUGGUGGAGGACAGUUUGGCGUCAGGGAAUACAGGACAGAGUUUUUUUGUUUUUGCUGGGUUUUGCUCCUGGUAUCCCAGGGCUGAGUCCGCUAAUGUUAUCUGCCAUUAGCUAGUUAGCUUGUGAAGCUAACAUUAGCUGCUUUUAGCUAAAAGUCCAUCAAUCACCUUGGUACCAAUGUCGUCAAACUGCCCUCCAUCUGUUUUGUAGGUUGUGUUCACUGGGAGGCUGCUGAGCCCCGUUCAGUUGAAGCUUGAUUGACAGGUGGAUGUCAUGAUAUUAUUGGUUGAAAUUGGGUGGUUCACACUUACGUAAUUAUUGGAUUUCAAUAUCAAGAUCUUUUUUUUUGGCAUGCAUUGUUAAAUAGCAGUACAGUUUGACAGGUGACAUGAUCUUAAAGGGUUAAAAGGGCAUUUUUCAUUUCAUCUGGACUUUAACUACAACAUGCACAACAAUUUCACUUCAUUUUGCCAUAGACACCGGUGUUACAAUAGACUGCAAUGUUAACCAAAGUGAAAAAUAAUCCGCCCCACGAUUUGGAUCCACUCCAAACUUUAAUGGUUUUCUCUUGGCCCAUGCUUCACCCUUCCAACAAGUUUCAUUACAAUCAGAGCAGUAGUUUUUCUGUAAUCCUGCUGACAAACAAACAGCACUGAAAAUAAAAAAAACUUUACUCUGAUGAUUUCUUUUCAGUUUAACUAAUUCCGUAAUUAUUCCUAUGAGACAGGUUUUAGGUCAAGUUUAAAGCACUGGGUGUUGCACAGUAUGUUGGCAAUGUAACAGUAUUGGAAAGAGAAGGCAAAGGGGAAAAUAAAAAGUCAAAGCUAUGAGGGGAUACAAUAGUAUGAGGGAAAACAUUUUCCACUGUGAGUGUUUAGAGGAUACAUUCACUGACAGUAUAGUAUCAUCUGUUCGUGGCCCAGUUCCAAUGUCCCACUGUCUCAGACACUUUCCCCAGAGCUGUCUUACAGUAAAAAGUAGUGAGUCCUUUUAUGUGUGUGUGCAGCUCCACAGACGUCGCUCAAGGCUAUAACCCACAAUACAUAAUACAAUACGAGGUUGCUUCAUCCAGGUAGCUUGACUGCCCCACUCCUCGCAUGCUGUGUUAUGCUAGCAGCAGCUAAUGUAGCCUGGAGCAGAUAGCCUGCUGCCCAGAUGAGGAGCGGGCCACAGAGGUCUGGUAAGCUUUUUCUAACUCCAAGAUUUUAGAAUUCUUCAGCCCCAAACGACGCUGACUCAAUCACCUGAGGACAUUUCUCAGACUGCACACAGCUCCCUGGAGACACUAGAAGCUUUAUACAGCUGACAUUCAGUAACGCUCUCCCACACCUGGAGACACACUUAGAUUUUAAGCAUGAUCAGCCCUAAAGGGGAGCUGCACUUUCUGACGGUUCAGGCCUUAGGCAGGCUUCCCACGCAUCCUGGAAAAACUGGAAAUUUAGAGACUAGUUUUUUUAUUACCUGUAGUCCGUUUUAGGGGUCAACUAUACAUGCAUCUGCUAUUGGUUCAGGCCAGUCGAAGUGAAGAAGAAAUAUACAAAGGUUUUUAUUUGUUUGUCGCUCGCUCACAUAGAAUGGAAUGGAAUGGGAGGCCAGUAUUCACCAGUGGCCAUUUUGCAUGUGUGAGAUUGUGCCCUCACGCCACAAUCACAUCAUAUGGGAUUGAAGGUAGAGGCAGGAAAAGACUCUCAUGUUAACAACCUGCAUUCAUGUCAUCAAGGCGGUUGUAUGAUUAAAAAGUUGGUCGUGUGAGAAAUAACUACAUCCAUUAAAUUUGGCUUUGAUUACAUUGAAAAACGUCCUUUUCAUAUUUGGUUUUAAGUGUCCAAGUAAUUAAGUAAUUUCAACUUGGAUGUUGACAUGAACUCUGUUUACAAAUUGGAAAUACUAUGACAUUAAUGUGGCAUCUGGGCAGACAUUGGAGCUGGGCCAGCGCUUUGCUUUUUGUUUAGUUAUUGCUCACUUCGAAGAAAUGACACAACUCACAUUCCAUUUGCUACUCCACAGUUAUGUCUAAAUGAUAAGCUACUUGUCGUGUCUGUUGACCUGUGUCUAUAACCUUUGAUUUCAUGUCUCUGUCUGCUGUAUGUUCAUAUUUAUUCUUCACAUUUUGCACAUGUUGUUGAUUCCCUGUGAACCAAAACACUGAUCCAAUCAGGAACAAAUGACUUCAUUCCAGUAAGUGUUAAUCUAUUUUGAAAAGUUGUCUAUCAUAUAAAAUGUGGAAAUGAUGUAUCUGAUAUCUGUGCAAUAAAGAUAUUC